CACACUCAAAUCACACAUCAUACUGCACAAAUUCCCUCACUCUCUUCACAUAAGCUUCUAGGCGAAGUAACCACCUAACAAGAGAACAAAGAAAGAACCAAUAGAGAACGCGGAAAAAAAUAACAGGAAUGGCAUCUACUUCAGCAGUUUCAAUGGCUAUGCCACCAACAUACACAACCCAGAAAAAGGUUGUUGGGGUGCCUAGCUCUGAGGCAUUCUUGAAGCCACUUCCUCUAAGGACUCCAAAGGGUGUUGCAGCAUCAGCAACAAAAUCCAAUGGUACGUUUCAAGUGAGUGCUUCCAUGAAGGAGAAGGUUGUGACAGGGCUCACAGCAGCUGCAUUGACAGCUUCAAUGAUGGUUCCUGAUGUGGCUGAGGCUGCUGUCAGCCCUUCACUCAAGAACUUCUUGCUCAGCAUAGUAGCUGGUGGAGUUGUGCUUGUGGUCAUUGUUGGCGCUGUCGUUGGUGUCGCCAAUUUCGAUCCUGUUAAGCGAAGCUGAAGGAAUUCUUGAGAUGCUGCAGGGAAUUUUUAGUGUUUUAUCUUAUGAUGAUUUGUAUCUGUAAUGUUUUUUUCAGUAAUGAACUGAAACCUCUUGUGUCUACUA
This is a messenger RNA of Arachis duranensis, 605 nucleotides long. RefSeq lists its product as uncharacterized. Gene Ontology annotation, biological process: photosynthesis. The record is from RefSeq and is a predicted model, not a curated record. The transcript has a single exon. The coding region runs from base 129 to 500 and encodes 123 amino acids. Lineage: Eukaryota; Viridiplantae; Streptophyta; Magnoliopsida; Fabales; Fabaceae. Gene Ontology annotation, cellular component: photosystem II; membrane.